Molecule: messenger RNA, 492 nt
Organism: Trifolium pratense (red clover)
Lineage: Eukaryota; Viridiplantae; Streptophyta; Magnoliopsida; Fabales; Fabaceae
Exons: 2
Coding region: 1-492 (163 amino acids)
Source: RefSeq, a predicted model, not a curated record
AUGGCUGAGGUGAAAUCAGCUGUGUGGGAUUGUGAUAGUUAUAAAAGUCCGGGCCCAGACGGGAUUAAUUUUGGUUUCAUUAAAGAUUUCUGGGCUGAGUUACGGGGUGACAUUAUGCGUUUUCUUUCUGAUUUUCAUCUGGGAAGCUUGUAUAAAAUUUUGGCGAAGGUGUUAGCGAAUAGGUUGCAUUUAGUGAUCGGUAUUGUGAUUUCUGAGUCUCAGACAGCGUUUGUGAAAGAUAGGCAAAUCCUCGAUGGCAUACUCAUUGCAAACGAGGUGGUGGAUGAGGCGCGAAAGUCUAAGAAGGAGCUUAUGUUGUUUGAGGUAGAUUUUGAGAAGGCCUAUGAUUUAGUGGACUUGGGCUAUCUGGAUGAGGUUAUGGGGAGAAUGUCUUUUCCAACCCUAUGGAGGAAGUGGAUUCGAGAGUGUGUAUGCACGGCUACGGCAUCAGUGUUAGUUAAUGGUAGUCCGACUGAUGAAUUUCCUCUCUAG